CGCUUGUACCUCUUCCUGCAAACCUCUCCAGAAAUAGAGCAGAAUAGAGGAAGGGCAAGAAGAAGGAAACGACAACGAAACGACCGAUACAAACAUAACACAAUGGCACCCCCACCAACCACGGCAGUUCCAUCAGAUUUUGUGCCCUUGACCGGACACUGUAACUGCAAAGCCCUGACCUACACACUCAAAGCGAUGCCUAUGAUAAUACAUUGCUGCCACUGUACCUGGUGCCAGCGCGAAUCCGGCAGCGCCUUCGCCCUCAACGCCCAAAUCGAAUGCUACAACUUGUCUGUCAACACCCCGCCCUCCUCUCCAUCCAAGCAAAUCCAACCAAACAUCACGCAUACGCCCUCACCCUCGGGCGCUGGUCAAAUCUUCGCAAGCUGCCCCUCGUGCAAUGUAGUCCUAUACACACACUACGGCGGCAACAUGUCAAGGGCGUAUGUCAAAGUGGGCACCUUGGACGAUGCCAGUCGCCAGAGGGUGAGGCCCGAUGUGCAUCUAUUCACAACUACCAAGUUGGAUUGGGUGGAUCUGAGCAGGGAAGUCGAGAAUGGGGUGAAGUGCUUUGAAGGGUUUUAUGAAGAGGAGAGCGAUGCGUGGAGUGAGAGCGGUUUGGAGAGACUGGCAGCUUUGAGGGCGUGGGCGGCGCAAGAAAAGGGUCUUUAG
Messenger RNA from Periconia digitata, 672 nucleotides. Lineage: Eukaryota; Fungi; Ascomycota; Dothideomycetes; Pleosporales; Periconiaceae. The record is from the annotation of a GenBank genome assembly.